AAAGAGUUUUUAGGCCUAUAGGUAACACAGGCAGGGCUGUUGGUUUAAAAGCCCAAACCCUCAAGACAUCCCGGUUCAUUUGCGCGGCGCAAGAAAGACUCUCACCUCUCUCGACUGAGAAUGGCGUCAAAAUCCCCUCAAUUCUUGCGUUCUUAUGGCUACGAUCUACUCUUAGGAUCAAUAGCUGCUUUUUACGUCUUCGUUGUACCCUACACUAAAGUCGAGGAAAGCUUCAACAUUCAGGCAAUGCACGAUAUUCUUUACCACAGGCAUCGCCUAGAAAAUUAUGAUCAUUUGGAGUUCCCGGGGGUCGUGCCUCGCACUUUCAUUGGAGCGUUGAUUGUCUCGAUUUUGGCGUCGCCAAUUGUGGUGGUAAUCAACUUGCUGCAGUUGUCGAAGAUCUACGCUCUCAUUUCAGUGCGAUUGGUGUUGGGUUGUGUGGUAUUAUCUACACUGAGGUUUUUCCGGAUUCAGGUUAGACAUAAGUUUGGUCAUCAAGUAGAAGCUUUCUUUGUAAUAUUAACAGCACUUCAAUUUCACAUGCUGUUCUAUUGCACACGUGCUCUUCCCAAUAUACUAGCUUUGGCUGUAGUUAACAUGGGAUAUGCAUAUUGGUUCAGAGGGAACUUCUACACAGCAUUAAACUGUCUGGUUUUCGCCACAGUUGUAUUUAGAUGCGAUAUGCUGUUACUUCUUUGCCCUCUUGCUCUGGAGCUUUUGUUGACCAAAUCUAUUUCAUUGUGGGGAGCUAUUAAAUACUGCAUUGGACCUGCGCUUCUGUCCAUAGGUUUUACCAUAAUGGUUGAUUCAAUAAUGUGGAAGAGGAUAUUGUGGCCUGAAUUUGAAGUUUUCUGGUUCAACUCUGUUCUCAAUCGGAGUUCUGAGUGGGGUACACAUUCCUUUCACUGGUAUUUCACUUCAGCUCUCCCCCGGUCAUUGCUUGCUGCAUAUCCUCUUUUUCUGCUUGGGGUUUUGAUUGACAGGAGGGUUCUAAUCUUUGUGCUUCCAGUUUUCUCCUUCAUUUUGCUUUACUCUAAGCUUCCACAUAAGGAACUCCGGUUUAUCAUCAGCUCAGUUCCAAUGCUGAACUUAUCUGCAGCAGUCGCAGCUAACAGAAUCUACAAUAAUAGGAAGAAGACACUGUGGAAAUUUCUGAAUUUAUUUAUGCUGGGAUUAUUUUUUAUCAGUCUAGGUUGCACUAUAGUGUUUUUCUUGGCAUCCUAUGACAAUUAUCCCAGUGGUAAUGCAUUAAAAGAUUUGCACCAGAUUGGCCAUCUUAAUAACACCAAUGAACUGUGGGUUCACAUUGAUACUUUUUCAGCCAUGAAUGGAAUAUCAAGGUUUUGUGAAAAUGAUUCACCAUGGAGGUAUUCCAAAGAAGAGGGGAUUCCUCUGGAAGAAUUUUGCAGGAGGAAUUUUACUUAUCUUGUGAGUGAACAGUUUGUUGUUGAUGGAUUCAAGUGCUUGCAUUAUGUAAGUGGCUUCUCACGGGUUCGUCUUCAAAGUAGUCUUCCACCUAUUAUCCUGGUCAAGGAACCCAAGUUAUAUAUUCAUGGAAAUACAAAAAUCAAGGAUAUAAUGCAAAUAAAUUGGGCAGGGUGCUCUUGAAUCUGUCAGAGGAUGCUUGAUUCUUGUUUCUAUGGGGAACACUGUAGCAUGGCAUGAAUCCUACCUGCACAUUCUCUUGUUCAUGCAAUGCCUGGUCAUGAAUAGGAGUACCUUUCCAGUGGUGGAUGGCUGUGCUUAUCCAGCUUUAAUAGCAAUGCUAACCAUGUUUGAGUUUGAUAGGAUUUGUGUUAAAUAGGAGCGAUGUUGACAAAUACUCCAUUUUUUUUUGUCCUGCAUGAUUUGCUAACCACUUUUUCAAGGCUCUGUCACCUUCAGCUUAGUUUUCUACUCAUCAUCCUGGUCUCCAUUUUUCUUUUCAUUGUGCUUGAGUUUGGCUCAUCUCAUUCCAUAAGCCAGCAAACAGCAUGCCUCCAAGAAAUGUAACAACUUUAUUUCGCUAGAAAUAUUAUAGCAUUGGUGUCAGGAGCAGGUAGUUUUUGCUUGUUAUGAAACUGCCAGAUUUCAGCAA
Populus nigra (black poplar) is the source of this 2077-nucleotide messenger RNA. Its product is annotated as dol-P-Man:Man(7)GlcNAc(2)-PP-Dol alpha-1,6-mannosyltransferase. Bases 121 to 1608 code for a protein of 495 amino acids. The transcript has 20 exons. Gene Ontology annotation, biological process: protein N-linked glycosylation. Gene Ontology annotation, molecular function: alpha-1,6-mannosyltransferase activity. The record is from RefSeq and is a predicted model, not a curated record. Lineage: Eukaryota; Viridiplantae; Streptophyta; Magnoliopsida; Malpighiales; Salicaceae. Gene Ontology annotation, cellular component: endoplasmic reticulum membrane.